Molecule: messenger RNA, 1200 nt
Organism: Diversispora eburnea
Lineage: Eukaryota; Fungi; Glomeromycota; Glomeromycetes; Diversisporales; Diversisporaceae
Source: the annotation of a GenBank genome assembly
AUGUCCUUCACAAUUGGUCUUGAGCUUACAACCAAAGUUAAAUUUAAUGUUCAAAUUGUUUGUCAGAAUUAUUAUUAUUCUAAAUCAGAACAAUCACCUCAUUUUUUAAUAAAUUUUAAUAAUGAAAUGUGUGAUAUUCCCGAAAUUCAAUCCAUUACUUCUGAAUUAAUGUCAAUAUUAAAUCUUUGUUCUGCUGUACCAGGGAUCUUCGUGUUAGGAUUAUUUGGUUCAAUUUCUGACAAGAAAGGUCGUCGUAUAAUUCUUUUAUUAGCAGCUUUGGGAUUUGGAAUUAAUAGUUUAACUGUUAUUUUUGUGGGAAAUUUUUGGGAAUAUAUUGGUUCAAAUUAUUCGAAAUAUUUAAUGCUCGGUUGUUUAUUGGAUGGAUUCUCGGGUGGACUACUUUCAUUAUUUGCUACCAUUCAUGCAUAUGCUGCGGAUUGCUCGACUCCCAAACAAAGGAGUAUAAUAUUUGGAUGGAUUCAAGGUGUACUGUUUAUGGGUAUAGCUUUAGGUUCCGUUACAAGUGGAUUAAUAUUAGAAUCUACGGAUAAUAUUAUUUCAGUAUUCUACCUAUCCGUAAUUCUCUCCACAAUAUUCUUUUUAUUCGUUCUUUUCAUUUUACCUGAAUCAGUUUCAUUUGAUAAACGUUUAGAAAAUCACCCACAACAAUCACAACCACCAGCAAGAAAAAAAACAAAUUGGAAACAAUUUAUGAUUACUUAUUUUAUGUUAGUAUCAGCUGCUUUUGGGGUACAAAACGUAAUGUUUUUAUAUACUUCUUAUGUAUUCAAAUGGUCAUUAAUUGAACAAGAUGAAAAAGAAAAGAGGAAUGGAUUAUUAUAUGAUGUUUGGGUAAUUAGAUUUGGAUUAAUAAUUGAUAGUUUCGCUUUUCUUAUUUAUGGUUUAGCAACAAAUUCGAUAAUAUUUGUUACUGGAGGGAUUUUCGGUGCAUUUGGAAUCAUAGCAAAUUCUACUAUUAGAAGUGUACAAACCAAUUUAGUACCAUCUUCACAAGUUGGUCAAUUAUUAGGAGCAAUAAGUGUAGUAGAAACUAUUGCACGAAUUACUGCUCCAGCUAUAUUUAAUAGUAUGUAUAGUUAUUUGGUGGUAACGACUGCACCAAAUGUUGUUUGGUAUACAAUUUCUGGAAUGUUGUUUUUUGGAGUAAUUUUGAUGUUUUUAAUUGUACCAAAAAAAUAA